Messenger RNA from Sardina pilchardus (European sardine), 3978 nucleotides. Its product is annotated as kinesin-like protein KIF11. Gene Ontology annotation, biological process: mitotic spindle assembly; spindle elongation; microtubule-based movement. The record is from RefSeq and is a predicted model, not a curated record. The coding region runs from base 361 to 3516 and encodes 1051 amino acids. NCBI's taxonomy places the organism in Eukaryota, Metazoa, Chordata, Actinopteri, Clupeiformes, Clupeidae. Gene Ontology annotation, cellular component: spindle microtubule; mitotic spindle; nucleus. The transcript has 22 exons. Gene Ontology annotation, molecular function: microtubule binding; plus-end-directed microtubule motor activity; ATP binding.
UUUAAAAUUUCAGUCCGACUUUGCUUGGACCGAUUUGAGGAAGCUAGAAAAUACACGAUUUGUCAGCAUUUAUUCUGAAGUUAACUGGGCCGGGAAACAUCUGUCAGUCAUCCGUUUAUAUCUGUUGGACUCUUUGGUGUCUUGUAAGUGCAAGUGUUUUGGAAACAGAACGUUAACUUGGAGUAGAACGUUAGGUUAAUUAUCUCACAGCCCAGCUGGUUGGCAUAAACAGGAGCUGUGAUCACGGGUUUACCAAUUUAUAGGUAAAGGCAUUCCGGUGCAAAUACCGGUUUCACGCUUUUGUAACUUAUUUUGUUCAGUUUACAAGUAAAGCUGGAUUCUCGUAGGCGUUCUCUGACAAUGAGUUCCCAAGUGGCUAAUUGCGGUAAAAAGGAUGAAAAGGGCAAAAACAUCCAGGUGGCUGUACGAUGCAGGCCAUUCAACGCAUCAGAGCGCAAGUCUGGCUCACAUGGAGUUAUCGAUUGCGACCUAAACAGAAGAGAAGUAUCAAUUCGAACUGGAGGUGUUACUGACAAAAAUGCCAGGAAGACUUACACAUUUGACAUGGUGUUUGGACAACCAUCUAAGCAGAUUGAUGUAUACAGAAGUGUGGUGUGUCCUAUUUUAGACGAGGUGAUGAUGGGCUACAAUUGUACCAUUUUCGCCUAUGGCCAAACUGGGACAGGGAAAACCUUUACGAUGGAAGGCGAGAGAUCUCCUGAUGAAGAGUUCACAUGGGAGGAGGAUCCUCUGGCUGGGAUUAUUCCACGUACACUGCAUCAGAUCUUCGAGAGGCUGACUGCCGGUGGCACCGAGUUUUCCGUCAAAGUCUCCUUGCUUGAGAUCUACAACGAAGAGCUGUUUGACCUGCUCAGUUCUUCUGACAUAUCUGAACGCCUUCAGCUGUAUGACGAUCCUAGAAACAAGCGAUGUGUCAUUGUGAAGGGACUGGAGGAGAUCACUGUCCACAAUAAGAAUGAAGUUUAUCAAAUUCUGGAGAGGGGGACUGCCAAGAGGAAAACCGCAUGCACUUUGAUGAAUGCAUACUCAAGUCGUUCCCACUCUGUCUUCACAAUCACUAUUCAUAUGAAGGAGGUCACCUUAGAGGGAGAGGAGUUGGUAAAGAUUGGGAAACUGAAUUUGGUGGAUCUGGCAGGCAGUGAGAACGUAGGCCGGUCCGGUGCGGUGGACAAGCGUGCCCGCGAGGCCGGCAACAUCAACCAGUCUCUGCUGACGCUGGGCCGCGUCAUCACGGCGCUGGUGGAGCGGGCGCCGCACGUGCCCUACCGGGAGUCCAAGCUCACGCGCAUCCUGCAGGACUCGCUGGGCGGCCACACCAGGACCUCCAUCAUCGCCACCGUCUCCCCGGCCUCCAUCAACCUUGAGGAAACUUUGAGCACGCUGGACUAUGCAAAUCGAGCAAAGAGCAUCAUGAACAAACCAGAAGUCAACCAGAAACUGACCAAGAGGGCCCUUAUCAAGGAAUAUACAGAGGAAAUCGAACGGUUGAAGCGCGAUCUAUCAGCCACUCGUGACAAGCAUGGAGUUUACCUGUCUCCUGAGAACUUCGAGGGCCUCAACAGCAAACUGGCAGCUCAAGAAGAGCAGAUUACGGAGUACACAGAAAGAAUUGAUGGCAUCGAGGAAGAGCUGAAGAGAGUCACUGAGCUGUUUUCUGACAGCAAACAGCAACUGGACCAGUGCACAGAGGAGCUGCAAGGGGCAAGUCUGCAGGUGCAGGAGAUGCAGAGAGACCUGCAGCAGGCAAAAGACGAGCUCAGCCAGGAGCAGUUUGUUGCCUUGGAGCUCGCAAGCACAGAGGAAGCCCUGCAUAGCACUGCCAAUCAGCUCCUAGCUACAGCUGAGGGGAGUGUCAGCGACGUGUCUGGUCUCCACGCCAAGCUGGACAGGAAGCGAGAGGUGGAGGAGCACAACUCGUCUGUGCGGCAGGGCUUCACGCAGCGCAUCAACGCCUGCUGCAGCCAGAUGCAGGCGUCUAUUCAAGAGAACAGCGCCAAACACCUGGGCAUGAUGGAUUACUACAACAGCACAGCAUCCAAACUCCAUGGGAUGGUGAGCGAGUCCUGCGCGCAGGCUGCCCUGGACUCUGAGGCCCUGGUGGCCAACGUGAAGAGUGCCGUGGGGGAGAGCGUUCAGCAGUGCGAGGCUCAGAUACUGGAGCAAAGCCACUUGUGUCAGCAGACCAAAGAGGUUCUGCACAAGGCACUGGAUGAACAUCGGCUCCAUCUGCAAGAGACCCUGAUGGCGCAGGCAAUGCCUGGAAUCACUGCAAUACUGGAGAGACAUGAUGUUUUUAAACUGCAGCUUCAUGCUUUCCAUGGGCUUAUUGAGAAGAUGGUAUGCUUGAGAAAUGAUUUGGAGUCCCAUUCCAAGGACCAGAUUUUGGCGUUUGCUGCCAUGAAACAGACAGCUACAGAUGAGAUCAGCACUCUUCAAGCAGAGCUGGAGAAGAUGAAGACCAAAAUCAGCCAUGGCUCCAAAAAACAGAACAUCAUGCUGAAGCAGCUGAGGGAGCAAAUGGAUUUGCUGGCGUCAGAGAUGCAGGAGGAUGCAGAUGGCCUCCUGAGCUCCGCCGAUGCGCUACGUCACCCGGUACAGGAGCUCCAGAGCUCUCUACUGAAGAAGUGCUCUGAGGCUGAAGGAGAGGUGGUGGGAGCGCAUGGCCGCCUGGGAGCGAUGGCCGACGAGCUGAUCUCCGGAACGCAGCAGGCAACCGCUGAUUUGAGCCAGACCAUAGAGGAUUCCCAGGGCUACUGCCACUCCGUCCAGACCGCUCUGUCCACUCUAGAGGACGCCACCAUCCAGUGGUCCUCCACAGUGAAGGCGGAGGUGGAAUCUAGGACUCAGACGCAGGUCUCCCUCAUUCAGGCAAACGCUGAGGUCUUCCGGGCCCUUCAACAGAAUGUCAGCGUCCGUGCCGAGAGGGACCUGCUGCAGCUGAGCGAGCGUCUCGUUAGCCGGCGGGCGGACGCCGAGGUGCUGCUGACCGCCGGUCAGGAGCGGGCGGGCCACGAUCGCCUGGCGCUGCGGCAGCAGGCGGAGAGCCUGUCCUCCCAGGUGGACCACACUAUGGACGCCGCUCACGGCUUCCUGCAGGAGCUCAGGGAAGACGCGCCCACUGGUAUGACGCCGAAGAGGAAGGAGUACUCGUACCCACGCGAGCUGGUCCGGUCCCGCAGCCGCGGUGAGCUGCUAAAACAGUUCAGAGUCCAGCAGGAGCAGACCCAGUGCACCACCCUGGAGGAGGAAGAGGAAGAAGAGAAGCCUAUUGACCAGGAUUCACUUGGAGAUUCAGAGGAGGUCAGCAACUGCAGUGACAGUAUGGUCUCCGAACCCUCUUAUGGGGAUGAGAACAUCAUGUGUCAAGAAGGCAACAGGGUUCCCUUUUUUAAGAAGAAGAAGGCCAACAAAGAAAAACCUGCAAGCCUGUCCAAAUUACCAGACAAUCCGUCCGCACCCACUAAGACAAAGCUACCUCUUAGAAGUCAAAAUUAAGAAUUGUUGGUUUUAUUUUUAUAUUUUAAUGUUAUGUUACGUUAUUUUAAUAUUUGUGUGUACUUUUAUGUGUUGCUUUGAAAGCUGUUUUUCUUUCUGUUUGUGCACAUGAAUAAAGUAUGUAUGUUCUUUUCAGAUAUAAUAUAUAUAAUGUUGAAAAUCCAAUGCCAUGAUUUUAAUAAAUUGACAUUUAGCAAUCAGUUAAUGCAUUCUGAUCAUGACAACCUUUUUCUUUAACCCUUUGAUGCAUAAAUUAUGAAAACCUGAAUCAGAUCAUCAAAUGUUUUUGUAUGUCAGGGCAUGGAUAUUUUAUUACCAUGUAGGCUACUUUAUACCCAUGUCCACUCUAGUGGGCUACAUGCACUUGAGCACUUAACUUGAAGCAAUAUGUAGUUAAUAGAAACAUUUAUUAAUCUCUGUAUCAUGUUAAAUCAAUAAACACAUUGGCUUUAAUGCUUAUAA